Prinia subflava (tawny-flanked prinia) is the source of this 6454-nucleotide messenger RNA. It is a transcript of the gene IRAK4, whose product is annotated as interleukin 1 receptor associated kinase 4. The coding region runs from base 498 to 1892 and encodes 464 amino acids. Gene Ontology annotation, molecular function: protein serine/threonine kinase activity; ATP binding; magnesium ion binding. Gene Ontology annotation, biological process: protein phosphorylation; signal transduction. The transcript is spliced from 12 exons. Lineage: Eukaryota; Metazoa; Chordata; Aves; Passeriformes; Cisticolidae. The record is from RefSeq and is a predicted model, not a curated record.
GAUGGAUGCAGGGAUGGAUGCAGGGACGCAGGCAGGGAGCGAGGCACGGACACGCACAGACGGGAGCCCCGCGCGCCCCCAGAAGCCGCCGCCAGGGGGCGCCCCGGGCCCCUCCCCCUGGCCCCAUCUACGGGGCCCGAGGACGUUACCAAGUUCCGCAGGGCCGGGGGGAACGACAACGAGGCAACGAGCUCCCCUCCUCGCGGGCCGACAUGGAGCGCGCCGGGGGCGGCGCCUGUUCCGGCCGUCUCUGGGUGGGCCAGGCGGGUGAGCGCUUCCCUGUGUCCUCACCGCCCGGUGACGUCAGCGGCCCCGGGGGCUGGGCCCUGCCCCCUUAAAGGGGACGCUGUAAAGGUGGAGGGGAAGUAGCGCUGGUAACGCCCGAUGGGAAGCGGGGCCCGCGGGCCGGGGGGAUCGCGGGCGCCGCGGCCGGGUAGCGACGGUGAGGCGUGAGGGCACUCCGGGCAGCCCCCGCCGGCGGCUGCAGGGAGCGGAGGAUGGGCCAGCCCGUGACCGGUGCCACGCACGUCCGCUGCCUGAGCUACGGGCUCGUGAGGCGCCUGGCAGAGUUCAUCGACCCGCAGGAAGGGUGGAAGAAGCUUGCGGUGGAUAUAACCAACGCGGUCGGUGAAAGCAGAUACAGCCAAGUGCAUAUAAGGCGAUUUGAGGCAUUUGUACAAAUGGGAAAGAGCCCCACAUGUGAAUUGCUUUAUGACUGGGGAACCACAAACUGUACAGUCGCUGAUCUUGUGGAUCUGCUGAUUAGGAAUCAGUUCCUAGCACCAGCAAGCCUUUUGCUUCCAGAAGCUGUAAGGAUGCGACAAGAAGUUACAUUACCUCUUUCUUCACAGGAAACCUUGCCUAUACAUGAGAAACAACUACCUGUACAGGAAAAAGAAGUAGCAUCUGUAAAGCCUGUUUUAGCUCAGAGUACUGAGAAGCAGCAUUCAGUUUCUUCCUCUUUAAGUGAAGAAAAUAGCAACUCACCAUCCAGUAACACAGAUUUCCAGAACUUUUUGUUUCAUGACCUGGAAAGCAUUACAAAUAAUUUUGAUGCCCGACCAGAAUCAGCUGGAGGUAAUAAACUGGGAGAAGGCGGCUUCGGCGUGGUGUUCAAAGGCUACAUCAAUGGGAAAAACGUGGCUGUCAAGAAGCUCAUUGCUAUGGUCGAUGUUAGUGUUGAGGACUUGAAAGAGCAGUUUGAGCAAGAAAUCAACAUAAUGGCAAAGUGUCAGCAUGAAAAUUUGGUAGAAUUGCUUGGUUUCUCGAGUGAUGGUGCUCAGCCAUGUUUGGUGUAUGAAUACAUGCCCAACGGUUCAUUGCUUGACAGACUUGCUUGUCUGGAUGAAACACCACCAAUUCCUUGGAAUAUGAGGUGUAAAAUUGUUCAAGGUACAGCAAAUGGCAUCAACUUUUUGCAUGAAAAUAAUCAUAUUCACAGAGAUAUUAAAAGUGCAAAUAUCUUAUUAACUGAUACAUAUAUGCCUAAAAUUUCCGACUUUGGCCUUGCAAGAGCAUCUGUAACAUUCACACAGACAAUCAUGACUGAAAGAAUUGUUGGAACAGCAGCCUAUAUGGCACCUGAAGCUCUGCGAGGAGAGAUAACACCUAAAUCUGAUAUCUUCAGCUUUGGAGUAGUCUUACUGGAAAUAAUAACGGGUCUUCCUCCAGUAGAUGAAAACCGGGAGCCACAAUUGCUGCUAAGUAUAAAAGAUGAAAUUGAGGAUGAGGAAGCAACUAUUGAGGAUUAUGUUGAUAAAAAGAUGAGUGACUGGGAUGUACCUUCAAUUCAUAAAAUGUAUUCAAUUGCUGAUCGGUGUCUGAAUGACAAAAAAACCAGAAGGCCAGACAUUAAGCUGGUCCAACAGCAGCUCCAAGAGAUAAAAACUUGAUAAAGAGUUUCUUCUGAUACACCAAUAUCAAAUAUUUAAUUAGUAUCUAGUGCAACAUCAUCAGUGGUUCUGCUUUCCAGCACUUUCUGGACGUAUGUAAGGUGAGCUGUUGGCCUGUCAGCAGCUCUUUCACGUAUCCUUAGUCACCGGGCCCCUAACAUGAGAAAACUCUUUCUUGUACUAACACAUUGUAGUGCUGGUACAUCAUCUCUCCUGCAGCUUUUUAAAUGCAUUUCCAUAAUCCAUAAUCUAUUUGAUUCUUUUAUUCCAAAUAUCUAGUAAGUUUGCUGCAAAGGCAUAUGUCUUUAACUGGGCAGAAUGUUUUUUCUGCAAAUUGCUUUCUUGAUCAGGUGUACUAGACCUUUGUCUACUGAAGACAAAACCAUGUAAUAGCUACAAUGAUACUUAAGGUUGUCUUCUUGGGAAAUGACAAUAGUAUUACCCAAUUAAAACAAGCUUCUACUCAAUAAUUUUAGCUUGAGAAUUCAUAUUAGUGAAUGGUCUGAUACUGAUAGCGAAUGUAAUUAUUAUCAAAAAGUCUUUUGUGUUAGUUUUAGUCAAAUAAAUGCUGCAGGACAUUUUCUAGAUUGUUUUUUCAUUUCAAGGAUUCCCAAGCAAAACAGUUAUCUUGCUAUGCAGAUGCAUUUGCACUUGCAAAUGCUUUCUUACAGUGAACUCUAUGAUGAAAAACCAUUUAAUUUUUAUUCACAGGAAGACUCUUAGCUACUUUGACUAUUUUAGGAGGAUUGAGUAUUUUUAGUAAUUCAGGAAAGGAUUCCAUAUGGAUUAUAAAUACAGAUGGUUGCUUUUCUUAAAGGGGUCACAAUAAUGAUGUGAAGACCCAUUCUGCAUUUUACUUAGUCAAAUAAUUAAGCUAUUUUUAAUAUAUGUAUGUAUAUUAACUACAUACAAAAAUACACUUCUAAAAGUGUAAAAGGAAAGCUUUUUAAAAUAGAAACAUUGACAGAUCAAAGCAGACUAAGAAUAGACUGAAAGUCACUGGUAAGAUUCCAGAUACUUCAGACUAAGUAUGAAUAUAUUAUUGUAAAUGAAAGACGUUAUUUUCAUGUAAACUCAUUUUGCACCUCAUGAACUUUCUUAAUAGCAUAGGGAUAGGAACAUAGUCUGGCCUACAGUUAAAUUUGAAAUUCUGUGAUUAUGUGUGAUUUCAUUCAGGAAUAUAUAUCUCAUUGUAAGAAGCAUGUGAUUUCUAAUGUAAUGAUAUCAUUCAAUUUCUGGCUAUUAAUUCAUUUUGUAUUGUCUUUUCAAACUGCUAGCUUAAUUUAGAAAAAAGGAUCUACAUAACGGCUUCUAGCUUUUUUGAGUAUAAAUUGUAAAAAACUUAACAUAAAUAAAAAUUCUGCAUUAUUACUUCUUUCUACUAUUUAAACUUUGAGCCUGGGAAAUAAUCUUUGUUUUAUGUUGCUUGCAUUUCUGUUAAUAACAUUAUGGUAACCUCACUGCAUGGAAUAAAGCUGUAGAGCUCUGAACCUGGACAAAAAAGCUGCUGUAAAGCUAAACUAGGAAAAAUUUCUGCUGAAGCCAUUUUAGUUUUAAGCAUCUCCAGCUGUUAUGUGAAGGUUUCUUAUUAGAUCACUUCUGCUUUGUACUAUUCCCUGGAGCUGAAAUACAUCUGUAGUGUUGUCCAGAAGUGUUUGCUGUAGCAACUCCCUGGUCUGUUCACCUCUGGUAUAGUAGAAUGCUUUUGUUCAUGCAUCCAACUGUGAUAUUUCUAAGUGUGAGGAAAAUCUCAGCUACAUGCACAGGAGUUCCUGCUCUGUCAUAUUAGACCAUUACGAUUUGCAGUGCUGCUCUCAGCAGUGAGAUUCUGGCAGUAGUUUUUCCUUCCUCACUGAAAAUGAAGUGUGCUAGCUACCAUUUUGUACAAUUUAGAAAAAAGUUUUGAACUUCUUUAGUGAAUGAAAAUAUGAAGGGUUAACUAGGUAAAACUAGCUAAUUUAUGUGGAAACUAUUUUUUUAAAAUACACAGGGGGCAAGGAGAGGGAACUUCCCUUUCCCACCUGAUUUUUUGAGGUUCUCAUACAAUAAAGUCAACAUUUCUAGACACUAACAGAGGAUAAGGGUAGCUGACUUUAGUUUCUUUUGUUCCCUGCAAAUACAUUAAAUUAUCCUAGAAUACAUACUUCUUUGUGUUGUUUACUAUAAUAAGGCUUUCUAGGACACAGAUCAGUAACUUGAGUCAUUCAAGAUAUUUGUAAUGGUAUGAUCUGGGUUGAUGGAACUGGAACUGGGAGAAAUCCAGUACAGUUCCUGGUGGGUGAGGAAAGCUCCAAUGGGGCAGAUCGUGGCUAAUCUGGCUGGCCUACAUCCUGUCUCAGCAGGGAUGGUGCCAUGGAGGGCAACACAGGAUCACUGUGCUCAGGGAAAGAGCCAGCCCUUGUGCACGUUAAAGAUCUAAGAACUGUAACAUAAACAAUUUAAUCACCCAGGAAAGGACGGGUGAAUGAAAAACAGCAAGAGUGAUUUACUGCAAUUCCACGAUUAGAAAGCAACAGAAGGAUGAAAGCACAUGAUAAUGAUCCCAAGAAAAUUGUCUUUGUAAGAGAACUUCAUAGGAAGGGCAACAGUUCUCCCCUUGGCCACAGUAGGAGUAACAGAAUGGCUGCUAGGAGCCACAGCAGAGGUGUCUGCACAGCCCUUGGGCCGGGAUGAGCUGAGGAACAAAAGCCAGAACAGGACAUUUAUCUAGAGAUACUGCAUUGGAAUACAAUGGCUUUGUACAGUUAGCAGCUCAUUUACUUUGGACAGGGUAUACAGUCCUCCUUAAGUUAUUAAGACUCUAUUAUAAAUGUUCUUUGAUCAGUUUGUCCAGUUAUCUUCUAAGCCAACACACCAGACAUAGCACUUCAUACUACUGAAAUGGGAAAUGCCUCAUCUUUAUAUUUGGGUGUUCUAGCUGGGAGUUUAUUUACCACCCACUGAGCAAAAGACAAAUAAAAUUGCUUCUGAUAUUCGUGGAUACAUAGAGGCCUAGCCUAUUCCAUCCUCUUACAGCUCUGAUUAUAGAUAGUAUUUGGCAUUAAAAUUAGUGCCUGCAGUCAGUCCUAGUUCACAUCUUCAAAUUUUCUUCUUUCAGUUGUAAAAUUGCUGUGUCACAAAUAUUUCGCCAUGGGGAUGUGUAGGCAAGACAGUUAAGAGAAAAGCCAAACCAGUAACUGUUCUUUUGAACUUUUGGGGCAACAGGAGCUCUUCAAGCAAAUUAUUUUCAGUUUAGACAAAAAAAAGUGUUAAUUGAACAACAUAAUGAGUAGUUUUAUUAUAGUAGUUCAUGCUGGGCAAGCAAGAACAGAGAGAACUGUUAAAUCACCAGUGAACUACUUCAGCAUUAUAAAAGGACAGAAGAAAUUUUUGAAGAUGCUUAUUUCUGAAAGCACAAAAACCUCAAGAGAAGAACACCCUUGGAUCCUGCUAUGGAGGCCUGAGUGUUGCUCCCAUAAACCAAUGGGAAAGUACCCGUUCCUAACAUGGCGAUUUUUCUCUCACAGCAAAAGUCAGGAAUUCUGUUUCUGCUCACCUCCCUUCUUACACCCUGCAGUCACUUUCUACUCCCAUGGGAACUGCCUAUUACACAUUCUGAUGUUAGAAUAUAGGUAUUUGUUAAAGAGACUAUGAAAUGAUUCAGACAACACCAAGCCAAAGCAUCAAUCUUUAUUUAUAAAGUAAAUUACAAAAUAGAUAAGGUAAACUUAGUUAAUUUUAGCAUCUGAAGGUGGCUUUCUUUGAAUACAUAAACACACUGAUAAACAAAUUUUUUUUAUUUACAAUGUCUAUCUGAGCAACAGCAAUUUUUACCUUGAUUAGUUUAACCUUUGAUAGAGGAGUGUUUUAAAAGAUCAAGAUCUUCCCAACUUGCAACAUAAACAUUUAUUAAAUAAUUACCUGUCCUGUUGGUUAACUAUUUAAUAGCUUGUGAGUUAACUGCAAGCAGCUGCAUUGCUUUUGGGCUUUAUGAAGGCCAACAACAAUUUGAGUGGACACUUUCAAUUAUUUAAUGAGCAGAGAAAGUUAAAGGAGCAACUCUGAUUAAUGCCCACCUUUUGCACUGGUUCUGAACAUUCAUAGACAGAAGUGGAGGCAACUAUGUAGAUGUAAACAUGAUAGAUCUUACAAAAAGAACUUCUUAUUGCAGUUCGGAGAAUAGCUACAAGAGGCCUGGAGAAGCAGCCAGCAGUGCAAGACUUCAUACAAUUCUCUUUUUGGGGAAAGGUGAUGGGGAGACAUGCUCAGGACAUGACUGACUCCUGGCUAGGCUGGGGUGUGUACAUCACAUAGAAUAUUUUCAGGUAAGGUAAUUUACAAUGUCUGAUUUGGGCUGAACUCUAAAGCAGCUCAUCAUAAAUGCUCUUGCAUAAUCACUUAACCAGCUCUCAUCAUCCUCCAGAUUAAGUUUUCCAUCUUCUAUCCUCAUCUACCUAGGGUGAGAUUACAAAAAAAAAAAACCAACCAAAAAAAACCCCCACCACCAAAAUCAACAACAACAAAAACAAACCAACAAAAAUAACAGGGAAAAAAACCCCAAAACAAACGUCCAACAAAACCCC